Molecule: messenger RNA, 3141 nt
Organism: Suillus clintonianus
Lineage: Eukaryota; Fungi; Basidiomycota; Agaricomycetes; Boletales; Suillaceae
Product: fungal-specific transcription factor domain-containing protein
Exons: 15
Coding region: 1-3141 (1046 amino acids)
Biological process (GO): DNA-templated transcription; regulation of DNA-templated transcription
Molecular function (GO): DNA binding; DNA-binding transcription factor activity, RNA polymerase II-specific; zinc ion binding
Source: RefSeq, a predicted model, not a curated record
AUGGCACAUCCAGAGGACGCCUGGCUCGGUAAACGCUCAGGAAAUUCCUCUCUCGACUUGAAUGCACUGUCAUUCCCCGACGAAUACGACGAUGGCGACGAGUUGACAGAUCUUCAGGGCUCCUCUGGCACGCCUAAUACUUCAUCUGCCUAUUCGGACAGAGUCGUUAGGAGAAGGAGCAGCAAAGCUUGCGAUCAAUGUCGCAAAAGUAAAUGCAAGUGCGAACGCGCAGGAGACGGCGAGGCUUGCAAAAGCUGCAUCAUGCUGGGGACGCCGUGUACAUUCCUCGGACCCUCGCGCAAGCGCGGCCCCCCUAAGGGGUACAUUGACGCCAUCGAAGCUCGGUUGCACCAAACCGAGGCCCUACUUGGUGUUCUCCUCGCUGUCGAGGCAGAGCAUGGCGAUAGUGCCUUGGUAUCCGAAGACGCUCUUGCUCGUGAGAUCCUCAAUCGUGUCGAUUCAUCCUCCUACGGUGUCAAAGGACGAAAAGGUGGCAACACUAAAACACGCCCAAAUACUGCCACUACAAUCGAGGGUAGUGGUAUUGACUUACAGUCCACACACCCUUCGAAUGAAUGGCAGGACCGCGUUGCAUCUCUCCUUUCAUCAUCUCUAUCGCUCUCCCACUCGUCUCCAUCGCAAUCCCGCCCGCCUACAGCUGGCGCCGUUUCCCUUAACAAACCGCGCACGAUCCAACUUUCACAACACAGAACUUCGCCGUCUACCUCACUCAGCGAUAACGGACGCCGUCAACGCCGGCGACUUGGCUCUUCAUCAUCUCCGGAUCUCUCUGACCACUCGCAAGCACAUGCACGUGCCAGUACGGAUUCUGAGGACGAAGAUGACGUAGUGGAUGCCGUGGGCCAGCUCUCCUUGAACGAGGACGAACAAGUUCGGUAUCACGGCAAGGCAAGUGGUCUUUACCUGUUGGGGUAUAAUGCGAAGGAGGAAGCUCGGAAUGAAGGUGGAAUCUGGCGCUUCCCCAAGGCCCGUGUCUGGCCGCCGCUCCCUCCAUCUGAUACAAAUGCGACCACCGCUACUAUCUCUUUGACGGGUUUAUCAGUCGUGGACAGAGAUCUGAGCAGCCUCAUGCCCGAUCCAGCCGUUCAAGAGCAUUUAUUACAGAUAUAUUUUACUUAUGUACAUCCGGCAUUCCCAGUCUUGCACAAGGAGGCUUUCUGGGAUGGUUUCAAGGCGUAUCAAAAUCCAUCUGCAGCCGACGCGCCGUCGCCUGCAUCAGAUGGUCAGGGUUCGAAAUCUCCGUCGCCCUUCCACCGUGCCCGCCGCCAUAUUUCACCGCUUUUACUCCUAAGCAUGUUUUCUAUUGCCGAACGCUAUGCACCAUCUUCCUCUCUCCCACCUUCCUCCCCCCCUCUCUCGUCGUCAUCGUCACUCCGAGAGCCAACCCCGAUGUGGACUGCAGGCGAUCAGUACUUUAACGUUGCCAAGACACUUCUCGACAACACUUAUGCAUCUUCUUUGCCAAGCACCGUCCAAGCUCUCCUACUACUCGGGUACCGAGAGAUUGGGAUUGGUGCCAUGGCGCAAGCCUGGGUGUACACGGGUAUGGCAGUACGUAUGGCGCAGGACCUCGGUAUGCACCGCGCAGCCGACGGUUGGGCUCGUGCAGACGUUGGGCGUUUGUUCGGCCCACAAGAGCUACAGGAACGGCGGCGGAUAUGGUGGGGAUGUGUUGUGCUUGAUGGGUAUGUGAGCACUUACAUCGGAAGGCCGCUUGCCAUCUUCGAGCGGGAUUACGAUACACUUUUGCCGAGUGAGGACGAGGCGGAGGAGAUGGAGUUAUGGACCCCUCAUGAGUCGCUGCCGCCUGAUGCCCGCGGACAUGGGUACCCGCCUAGUGCAGAGAUGCGGUGUUCAAUACCCGGACGCGUGCUAUCUAGCUUUAAUGCAUCUGCAAUUCUCUCGGCCAUUCUUGCCAAGCUCGUACAGUCGAUGUAUGCCAUCCAUCCGGUGACUUCUCGGCACGCCGAGGCGGCGCAACUUGAGGAGCUGCUGAAUAAGUGGUACCUCGAUUUGCCCGAGCAUUUGCAAUUGAAGCAGGGCGCGACUGUUCCGCCCCAUAUUAUGACGUUGCACAUGCAAUAUUGGUGUACGACAUUGUUAUUACAUCGCCCCUUCAUAAGGAACGCGUACCUUCAGAAGGGGAAACCGGAUAGUCCAGAUGAUGCGGAAGCGUGUGCGACGAGCAAAAAACAUUAUGAGCUGUGCGUGGGUGCUGCAAACCACAUCUCAUCAAUCGUUUCGUCUUAUCGGGAAAAGUACUGUCUGCAACGCGCGCCCGUUUUUCUCUGCUUCUACAUCUUUACGGCGGGUAUCAUGCAUGUCACGAGCUCGUCUAUUUAUCCGAAUGACCCCCAAUCACGGAUGGGUCUGUUCAAGUGCAUGGACGCGCUGCAAGACAUGGAAGUCAUCUGGCCCUCCGCAGCACGUGCCCAUGAACUUCUUCGGGGUUCAAACGUCAUGAUAAAUCCCUCGAACUGUAGCCAAGCGCGCCUUGCAUUUACUUCUCAGGAGCGCCAGAAGCGAACAGCCGAGCAUUCAAUAGAAUCAGAGGAUGCAUACGAACGUUCGCAGCCGCAGGUCCUCCCGCCAAGCAGCUCACCUCACAUACCAAGUUCGGGGCAAGGGUAUGCCAACACCUGGCGAUCGACUCAGUUUAGCGGAACGUCGCAUGAUGUCGGUCACGCUCAGGAAUCUGGCGCGGGGCAUCAUGCUGACUUUGGAGCGGCACCUACGUCAACUUCGCAGCCGUCGUACUACCCAUGGACCUCCGAUGGAUCAUCAUACAUCUCGUUCCCGGGCACACUGUCUACAUCUGUGCUUCCACAGAUGUAUAGCACAGGCUUGGUCGACAACCGUCGGGCAGGUAACUCGCAGUCCUCGACUUCGCAUCAAGGACAAACGCGGUUGACUGCGCAUGGGAGCGUCUCUGGUACAUAUGCCAGUGAUCAAGCUGGGACAGGGCGGUACCCGCAAUUUUGGAACGACUAUUCAUCGUUCCCACAGAUGGGGAUGCCUUAUAGCCAGUCUCAUCCACAGCAACAGCCGCCGCAACAGCAGGAUGCCAUGUAUAUCAGCGGGCAGUAUGGCGGUAUUUAUAGUGAGUGUUCUGCGUCAUGA